GCUCUAUCUGUCAAAUGAUCGUUUAUGCUUUACAUAUAAGUCAUAAACGAUACUUGUAUAUAAAUCGGUAAACCGACUUUCUUACGCACGCAUCGAAUCGUUCGCUUGCUCGACGCAGGUCGCGUCCGAAAUAUCAUUAUAGUUGCAAGCGAAACAGCGAUCAUCGUGCAUCACCAUGAAGUACACCUGCGCAUUUCCGCUUGUUGUACUUUUGCUGCUGUCGAGCUUGGUCGAGUCGCGCGAUAUAAGCGCCGAUCGGCCGGGGCUGCAGCAACGCCGCGAGCCGCCUCAUCACGGUAAAAGUGCUCUCAUGGCUCGUUACAUCGUCAACGAGGCGAACUGGACCUCGGUGGCGACGAUCAGCACCGACCCGAGGCUGACGAGCUAUCCCUACGUCAACAUCGUGUCGAGCAGCGAUGGGCCACUGGGCAACGGCAGCGGAGUGCCCUACUUGUUUCUCACGCCUCUGGACAGCACCAGUAAAGAUCUCAGCAAAGAUAAUCGUGCAACCCUGAUGAUGUCACUCGUGCAGGGUGACUGGUGUAAGGUCAAAGGCUACGACCCCAUGGACCCGAGAUGCGCUCGAGUUAUCAUCAGCGGUAGAAUAAAAUCGGUAGAAGAAAAGGACGUAGACCACGAAUCGGCCAAGAGUGCAAUUUUCGGACGUCAUCAGUGGCUCUCCCACAUGCCGGCUAAUCAUCAUUUUUACUUCGCUCGUAUGGAAAUCGAGACGAUCGACGUGCUGGCGUUUUUCGGCGGCGCGGCGCGCGUCACCCCCGAAGAUUAUUACCGAGCCAGCGAGGAGUCCCUUCGCGCCUACCGAUCGCUUUACCGAUGACGAUGAUGCGACGCUACAUAAACUUCUAUUUUUUAAUAUGUGAUGUGUGUACACA
This is a messenger RNA of Trichogramma pretiosum, 893 nucleotides long. Its product is annotated as protein CREG1-like. The transcript is spliced from 5 exons. The coding region runs from base 176 to 838 and encodes 220 amino acids. NCBI's taxonomy places the organism in Eukaryota, Metazoa, Arthropoda, Insecta, Hymenoptera, Trichogrammatidae. The record is from RefSeq and is a predicted model, not a curated record.